ACCAAAACAAAACCACACGUACAAACCUCUACUUCACGUCUUCACCACUCAACUAAGCUAGCUAGGGUCAUAGCCUCACAACUAACACAGCACACACACCAAGUGGCAGCUAACAGGUAGCUAGCUAGUUUCUUCAUUUGUACGUGCAUGCACAUAGCCGCCCGGUACGGUGUAACGACGACACCAUGAAGGUGAAGAUCACGAGCUCCAAGAUCGUGAAGCCGGCUCACGGCGGCGGCCGCGCGGCGCCGCCGAGCGCCGACGAGAGCGUGCCGCUGAACGUGUUCGACAGGGUGACGUACGACGUGCACAUUGCCGUCAUCUACGCGUUCCGGCCGCCGACCCCACCGAACGCGGCGCUGGAGCAAGGGCUGGCGCGGGCGCUGGCCGUGUACCGCGAGUGGGCGGGUCGCCUCGGCGACGGGCCCGACGGCCGGCCCGCCGUGCUGCUGAACGACGCCGGAGCGCGGCUCGUGGAGGCCGCCGUGGACGCGCCGCUGGCCACGUCGAUGCCGUUCAAGCCGUCGCCGGAGCUGCUGCGGCUGCACCCCAGCAUCGUCGCCGGCCGCGUGGAGGAGCUGGUGCAGGUGCAGCUGACGCGCUUCGCGUGCGGGUCGCUGGUGGUCGGGUUCACGGCGCACCACCGCGUCGCGGACGGCCAGGCCACGGGCAACUUCCUCGUGGCGUGGGGCCUCGCCACGCGCCGGCUGCCCGUGGAGCCGCUCCCCGUCUGCGACCGCGCCACCCGGUUCCUGCCGCGCGGAACGCCGCUCGUGGAGUUCCCGCACCGCGGCACCGAGUACUACCUGCCCGUGCCGCCCGCCAAGAAGCGCGGCGACGACGACGACGACGAGGGCAUCGGCGGCGUGGCUCACGACAAGAUCAAGGUCCACAAGGUGCUCUUCACCAAGGAGUUCGUGGCGCGGCUCAAGGCGCGGGUCUCGUCGGGCGUCCCGCCGCCGACGCAUCAUCACCAUCAUCAUCACCGGCGCGGGCACUACAGCACCUUCGAGAGCGUGGUGGGGCACCUGUGGCGCGCGGUGACCGCGGCGCGGGGGCUGGGCGCCGGCGAGACCACCACUCUCCGCAUCUCCGUGAACGGGCGGACGCGGAUGCGUCCCCCCGUGCCGCACACCUACUUCGGCAACGUGGUGCUGUGGGCGUUCCCGCGGUGCGACGCGGCGGACCUGGUGUCCCGCCCCGUGCAGCACGCCGCGGAGCUGAUCCGCCGCGCCGUGUCGCGCGUGGACGACGCCUACUUCCGGUCCUUCAUCGACUUCGCGUCGUCGGGGGCCGUGGAGCGCGAGGGGCUGGCGACCACCGCCGACGAGUCGGAGGUGGUGAUGUGCCCGGACCUGGAGGUGGACAGCUGGCUGGGGAUCAGCUUCUACGACCUCGACUUCGGCGGCGGGGGGCCGUUCCACUUCAUGCCGUCGUACCUGCCCAUGGAGGGCACCAUGUUCCUGCUGCCCUCCUUCCUCGGCGACGGCGGCGGGAUCGAGGCCUACGUGUCGCUCUUCGAGGGCCACCUGGAGGAGUUCAAGCGGAUAUGCUACAAUAUCGCCUGAUCCAACCACGCACUACUGAUCAUCGAUCCGCCGCGCACGGCCGCCAUGAAUGAUCAUCGAAUAAGAAAAAUAGUAAUUACUACUAGGAAUUUAAUUACCAACAACAUCUUUUUCAUCAAGAAAUUACCAAGAACAUCAUCCAGCCACAUCGUGGUCGCUUGAUUAGCAUCGAUCGGCUCGUAAUCCUCCAUUUGAAGUAACGUUUGUUUGAUUUAUUUUUUUUAACCUUUGUCGUAUCGUUUAACCUUUGCGUCAGGCACGCAAUGGGCGGUGGAAAGCAGCAACAGGACAUACAAUGUGCUGGCUAUGCACGUACGUAAGCGAGGAAGGGUUGAAUUUUUGUCGUGCAAUGAGGAGUAUAAGAUUAUAUGUACUCCUGUAUAAUGUUUGCCUAGUUUUGUAGUACAACAUCAUGCCUCUAGUGCUGUUGUAAUAACUGUCGUGAUCGCACAGCACACAGGAC
Molecule: messenger RNA, 2031 nt
Organism: Sorghum bicolor (sorghum)
Lineage: Eukaryota; Viridiplantae; Streptophyta; Magnoliopsida; Poales; Poaceae
Product: agmatine coumaroyltransferase-2
Exons: 1
Coding region: 186-1568 (460 amino acids)
Molecular function (GO): acyltransferase activity, transferring groups other than amino-acyl groups
Source: RefSeq, a predicted model, not a curated record